This is a messenger RNA of Halichondria panicea, 1856 nucleotides long. Its product is annotated as TNF receptor-associated factor 2-like. The transcript has 6 exons. The coding region runs from base 105 to 1775 and encodes 556 amino acids. Lineage: Eukaryota; Metazoa; Porifera; Demospongiae; Suberitida; Halichondriidae. Gene Ontology annotation, molecular function: protein binding; zinc ion binding. Gene Ontology annotation, biological process: tumor necrosis factor-mediated signaling pathway; protein K63-linked ubiquitination; regulation of apoptotic process. The record is from RefSeq and is a predicted model, not a curated record.
ACUAUUAUUGAGCCAGUACUACGUGUACGUACGUACUGUGUCUUUGUCUUGUACUUCUUCAUACACGUACACAGACUGAUCUACCUAACUAGCUCUCAUCCACGAUGUCAGGACAUAAGGUAGACAGUAGAGACAAAUACCAGUGCCCUCACUGUAAACUCCUCCUGAAGGAUGCCAUCCAAACCCUCUGUGGUCACUGGCUAUGUGAAAGCUGUGCUGACGAACUGCUUGAGUCUGUUUCACCAAAGUGUCCACGGGCAGACUGUCAGGAAGAUCUUAGAGCAGACGCAGAUGAGGGAGCAGACGCAGAUGAGGGAGCAGAGUACUUUCCGGAUCGGUUUGUUCGGCGCGAGAUCGAGGGGCUGAUAGUAAGCUGCAGCAACCGACCAGAGGGGUGCCAGUGGGAGGACAGGCUGGUGAAACUUGAUGAUCACCGAAAUAUCUGCUCAUUUGCCAUCCUUGAUUGCCUGUGUUGCGGAAAAGUCCUGCCAAUAAACCAAAUGGAAUCUCACAGACUGGCCUGUCCAAAGGCGUUAAUAAAAUGCCCACUUGCAGAGUUUGGAUGCCAACAUACUCAACAGAUAACCAGAGAGGGGCUGAGGAACCAUAUUGCUACUCAUUCGUUGGAACAUCCCGAAAUGAUGGUUGAUGCCGUACAGCUUCUUAAAAAGCAAACCAAGCAUCAUAUCAAACCGAUUAUCCCACAAGCUGACGAUGACAGCAAUGCAACUGGUAAAGAUUUCGGUCGAAUGUCUGAUGGGAUUGAGAGAGAUUGUGCGGUACGGAAAGUGAAAUCAAAGGAAUUUCGAGCUACUGAUGGGCUAAAGAGAGAUUAUGCUGGAGAGAGGGUGAAAUCAAAAGCAGAUGGCGUACAAAUAUCUCCGGAUCCACUAACACAGUCGUGGAAAUUCAAAUCACAGAGUCCUGAAAUGGGAAGUUUUUCGCUGGAGCUUCAAUCUCCCAAAGGUGCCACACCUUGUGUGCUGCCAGACACAAGAUUACAAGGUAUGCUUCAACGAGACAUUUUUGAGACACAGGCUGAGAAAGCUCGCCUAGAGUAUGAGAUAAGACAAACAAAUGAAGAUACUUGCGAUAAAAAAAAAGAUAUCGUAGCACUGGAAACGAGGGCCAUACAAUUGUCGAGUGUAGAACAAUUUACGAGCGUUCUUGAGGCAAAAUUUAAUGCUGAAUUGAAACGAAAGGACGAAGAGAUCAGUACCCUGAGGAACAACGUGACAAAGCUUGAGAAAGCAAUGCGAUCUAAACAUGCAGAGUUUGAGGAUAGAGAUUUCCGAUUGUCGCUGAUUGAAAACAGCAACCAUGAUGGCAGUAUGAUCUGGAAGAUCCCACAGUUCAAUCAGAGAAUGGCAGAUGCACAGAGUGGCAGAUACACCUCGAUCUUCAGCCUUCCAUUCUUCACAGGACGAUACGGCUACAAAAUGUGCCUGAGGCUCUACAUUCUGGGAGACGGUAUUGGAAAGAACACUCACAUGUCGCUGUUCUUCAUAAUUAUGAAGGGAGAGUUUGACAACAUUCUACAAUGGCCUUUCACAUCCAAGGUGACCUUCAAGCUGAUCAACCAGACAGGGAAUAGGGACAUCAUCGACACUUUCCAACCAGACCCCAUGAGCAGCUCUUUCCAAAAGCCAAAGUCUGAUAUGAACAUUGCAAGUGGUUGUCCAAGGUUUGUGUCUCACGCUGAACUAGAUGGUUUUAUUGCUGAUGACAUGAUGCUCUUCCAAAUCUUUGUAUAUAGCCAAUUGAGGAACAGUUGACAGUUUAUUGGAUCUAUUAUUGGAGCCUAUAUUUGUGCAUUACAUAAUUGUAUAUACGAGUAACUAUUCAGCUUGAAUUUA